AUGAGUUCUCGUCCUCCGAGUAAGUCGCGAGUGUAUUGUGAUGUUUUAUCAUCCCAUCCAGAGUCAUACUAUGACUAUGAAAAUGUCCAUAUAGAGUGGGGAGUACAAGAUCCGUAUCAAAUAGUCCGGAAAUUAGGUCGAGGGAAAUACAGUGAUGUCUUUGAAGGAGUUGUAGUUGAACAGAAUGUCCCAUGUACGAUUAAAGUCUUGAAGCCUGUCAAGUCGAAGAAGUUCAAUCGUGAGAUUUUAAUACUUGAAGACUUAAGAGAUGGGCCGAAUAUCAUUCAAUUAUAUGAUGUCGUCAUGGAACCGUCGACACGGACGCCUGCUUUAGUAAUGGAAUACGUCGAUAAUGUCGACUUCAGAACGUUAUAUCGGACACUUUCACACGUCGAGCUGUGCUAUUACCUCCGCGAGCUCUUAAAGGCACUCGACUACACUCAUUCGAUGGGAAUCAUGCAUCGCGACAUUAAGCCGCACAACGUGAUGAUCGAUCCUAAGACUAAAAAGCUUCGUUUGAUCGAUUGGGGGCUUGCCGAGUUUUAUAAGCCGGGGACACAAUACAACGUCCGUGUCGCGUCGAGGUUUUAUAAAGGCCCAGAACUCUUAGUAGACUUCCAAGAGUACGACUACUCCUUAGAUAUGUGGAGUGUCGGAUGUAUGAUAGCGACAAUGUUUCUAUUGAAAGACCCCUUAUUUAAAGGCGCAAACAACAACGACCAACUCGUCAAAAUUAUCGACGUCUUAGGCUCCGACGAGUUCCUUGAAUAUGAAAAGACUUAUAAUUUAACUCUCGAAAAAAGACUGAGAGAACAAUUACUCGGAAAGAAAAGAAUCAAGUGGGAAACCUUCAAAAAUGAUACUAAUGAAGCUUUGGUCGACAACACUGUUUUCGACUUGAUGGACAAACUCCUCGUCCUUGAUCACCAAAAAAGACUCACUGCUAAGGAAGCCUUAGAUCAUACAAUUUUCAAGUGUUUAUCUCAGUAA
Molecule: messenger RNA, 990 nt
Organism: Entamoeba invadens IP1
Lineage: Eukaryota; Evosea; Mastigamoebida; Endamoebidae
Product: casein kinase II subunit alpha', putative
Exons: 1
Coding region: 1-990 (329 amino acids)
Biological process (GO): protein phosphorylation
Cellular component (GO): nucleus; cytosol; protein kinase CK2 complex
Molecular function (GO): protein serine/threonine kinase activity; ATP binding
Source: RefSeq, a predicted model, not a curated record